GCUGGAUCGCUACCGCACUGCUCUCAUGACUUCUUCCUUGACUUCUCUCUGCGACUAGAAGCAAGGGAUUUUCAAAUGUACUGAUGGCCUUUUCUGCGAUCUUCAACAGCACUUGUGCUAUUUGCACGCCCCCAUCUGAACCUUACUCUCUGCGUUAAUGUCCGGUCGAUCAGGCAUUAUAUAACGAUGAGUCGCGCACCGAUGGGCAUUCUUAAAGUCCCUUCGAGAGCUGUUUUGUUUUGGAUUGACCGUUAUCACCGACGUUGAUACCUCUACAAUGUCGAACAUGUCAGCUGCAAGCAUAUUGGCUCAGGAAGAAGUGGUCCUCUUACAGCAAGGAUACAUCAAUGCCUACUGCUCUCUCGCAGUUACUGCCCUCGUCUUCUAUGAGUACAUUGUGACUUUUCCUGAAGAGGUUCACGUCAUCUGGGGAGUCAGGUUGACCACUGUCACGGUCAUCUUCGCCCUCAACCGUUAUCUGCUCAUGGUACAAGGCAUUAAUUCCGCACUGACUCCCGUCUUGUGGCAUACUCCACUGGCUGUGAUCGUUUUGACAAACGUGAUGACUAUUGUUGUUGAGGCUGUGACAGCAAGCUUUUCCGCGUUCCGCACAUAUGCUAUUAGUGGACAUCAGAUCGUCCCUGCAAUGCUAGUCUUGCUACUGGGGCUAGCGCCAGUCGCCGUCAACGUCUACACAUCUACAAGAGUUUCAUAUGCAUUCGUCAUUUACAUAGGCAGCUAUCCACUUUGUGGCUAUAACAACCGCGAGUCCAUCGCGAUACAGAAUAAACUCAUCCUCAUCAUGCGCAUUUGCGCGGCUGCAUCCGACCUGAUCGUGCUCCUUGUCACUUGGUUCAAAACAUCCGGACUUGCCAUAGAAGUGCGGAGGUUACGGUUAAGAGGAUCGAUGGCGACAGUGCUGAUCAGAGACGGUGAGGCCCUUUUGCUUCUCAACAUCCUCGAGAUUGUGAUUAAAGUCCGCUACGAGAAUUCACAGAACUACGCAGGCUAUGUCACAAUUUUCCUGCCACCAAUCUCAUCAAUCCUGAUAUCACGUUUCAUCCUCAAUCUACGCCAGGUGUCGCUCGGCAGCAUGGGCUUGAACACGAUUUCUCACAGCACCCUGAACACGCGGGACUUUACCUCUCGCCUGGUUGGCAACUUUGGUGCCGAUGUCCAGCACACGUCUCUUGUUUUUGAGAAUGUCAAGGAUAGCACUGAAGACGAGCAGAGUAUCAGCGUGGACUGUGAGGCCUACGAGUUGGCGCAGGUGCAGUAGUCAUCGUACAAGCUAUGCGAUUGUUUUCGACAGUGCCGGCUCUGACUGUAACCUGCAUAUGCACCUUGACAUGAUUUUCCGAACGCGACAUCCGAGCGAAAUAAAAUGCUAAGCUGCCACGAAGCAUACAUUCAAUAUAGCAUAAACAGCAAGGGGAGAUUCUCCAGGCCCGACUCCUAUGCAUCUUUCAUAUUGUGAUAAGGACCUUUGCUUAACUUUACUUGAACUUGUAAUGAAUAGAAACAUGACCGCGGAGCGAGCCAGUGGGCGCAAUCAGCGGAUAAAUAUUAC
Molecule: messenger RNA, 1570 nt
Organism: Laetiporus sulphureus 93-53
Lineage: Eukaryota; Fungi; Basidiomycota; Agaricomycetes; Polyporales; Laetiporaceae
Exons: 13
Coding region: 278-1279 (333 amino acids)
Source: RefSeq, a predicted model, not a curated record